AUGCCUACAGACGGGGCCCCGGCGAAGUACCAGAAAACGGCUCUGACCGCGGCAGAGUCAGCCAAGUCCAAAACAGGCCGUGUCAUCCUUAUCACCGGCACUGGGGGCUUUGUGGGCUUCCACUGCGCCCUGGCCCUGAAGAAGCGGGGAGAUGGAGUCCUAGGCAUGGACAACUUCAACUCCUACUAUCCCGUGGGCAUCAAGUACGACAGGGUGGAGACCCUGGAGCGUGCGGGCGUCUACACUUUUAAGGCGGAUCUGAAUGACAGAAGUUUCAUGGACCACAUCCUGAAGGAGUACGGUGUGACCCAUGUGCUGGCCCUAGCCGCACAAGCUGGCGUACGCUAUGCCACAAAGGAUCCGGCCUCCUACGUUUCCUCUAACAUCUCCGGCUUCGUGAAUCUUUUGGAGGCUUGUCGCUUCUGCGACCCCAUGCCGAGAAUAGUCUAUGCGUCCUCCAGCUCCGUGUACGGCCUCAACACCGUGAGCCCCUUCUCCGAGGAGCACCAAGUUGAUAGGCCCGCGAGCCUCUAUGCAGCCACCAAGAAGGCGAACGAGAUGAUCGCACACACCUACAACCACAUCUACGGCCUCUCGCUUACGGGCCUACGGUUCUUCACAGUCUACGGCCCGUGGGGGCGGCCUGACAUGUUCGCCUUCUCAGCCACCAUCAAGAUCCACAAAGGAGAGGCCCUGAAGAUCUUCCAGGGCCCAGGUGGCUCUGAGUUAGAGAGGGACUUCACCUUCAUUGACGACAUUGUUGCCGGCUGUGUGGCCUCGGUGGACAAAAUCCCGGCGUCCACCAAAGAGACAGCACACUGCAAGGUCUAUAACCUCGGGAACAAGGAUCCAGUAACGGUCACCUACAUGAUCGAGUGUCUCGAACGGGCGAUCGGGAAGAAGGCAAUCAAGAACUACGUUCCUAUGCCCCCUACCGGAGACGUGCUGAAGACCAGUGCUGACGUGUCCUUGGCAGAGAAGGAGCUAGGCUACAAGCCUACGACCUCAUUGCAGGAUGGCAUUAAUAAGUUCAUUGAGUGGUACGAUGAGUACUACAAGGAGGGCCUGACAAAAGAGAUGGCCUCAUAUGUUCCAUACUAG
This is a messenger RNA of Symbiodinium pilosum, 1101 nucleotides long. The record is from the annotation of a GenBank genome assembly. NCBI's taxonomy places the organism in Eukaryota, Dinophyceae, Suessiales, Symbiodiniaceae.